Messenger RNA from Pyrus x bretschneideri (Chinese white pear), 1461 nucleotides. RefSeq names its product DNA-directed RNA polymerase III subunit RPC7-like. Lineage: Eukaryota; Viridiplantae; Streptophyta; Magnoliopsida; Rosales; Rosaceae. Gene Ontology annotation, cellular component: RNA polymerase III complex. Gene Ontology annotation, biological process: transcription by RNA polymerase III. The record is from RefSeq and is a predicted model, not a curated record.
UAAAAUCUGAAUCCGCUACGAGAGAUACUUGGCCAUUGAUUUUACCUGAGACAGGUCACAUAGAGGCCAUGCAGGGUUUUGGGUUUACAUGAUUUGAACUCGGACUCUACCACCCGAUAAUUCCCUUUUCUCUCACCCCUCUACUCGAUCUCUUCUCUCUCUGUCUCCCACAACGUCAUCCUCCAUUGUUCCUCCACCACACCACCAUCGUUCUCUCCAGACUCCCAUCCUCCACACAGUCCACCAUCGUUCUCUCCAGUCUCCUCAGACCGCCAUCCAAUCAACCCCCGAUUCGAUCUCCGUCAGCUGCAACGCUGCUCCAUCGCCAGACUCCAUCCACUCCAAUCGUAAUGAUCACUUUCGUUGUUGAGGCAUCGUUUCAGCCCCUGGGCGAACCUUGUUCCUGAUUGCAGGCGUUAGUCGUUUAUCGCUGCGGCAUCGUUUCAGAUCACAAAGGUGGGGUGGUCAGUGCUACGAGAGAAACAAAUACGGAGGGGAGUGAUUGAUGAAGUUCAAUGGCAUAUAGAGGGCGUGGACGCGGUGGAUUUUCGGGUGGUGGCGGUUUUGGGUAUGCUAUGCAAGAACCCUUGCUUUUUCCUGACAUUGAUUUGCCACAUCAAAAAACAGACGCUGUUACUGAGGAAGAAAACUCAAUCAACCAAACUCGCAAGUUUCAAAAAAUUUGGAAAGACUCUCCUUAUUAUCUUGAGCAGAGCACUUCGAAUGAGAGGCAAAACGCAGAGGUUGAAAGAUUUUCUGACAAAUCAAAGCCAAAAACCAUGGUAAGGCGUGGUUCUCUUUUUAGUAUAUUGGAGCUCAAGGGAUUUCCUCAAGAACUGACUGAAGGUUCAAGGGUGCAGCAGCCAGGUCGAAGGAGAGUUCGAUGGAAUCCUAACUCAGGGCUGGAGAAGUUGGAUUUAUUUGAAAAGCUCGAGCAGCGUCAGGGCCAAAAUGAUGCAAAAGAAAAGAAAGAAGGUGAAGGUGAGGAUGAAGAUGAAAAUGAAGAGGAGGAGGAACCAGAGGACGACGACUUUAGUGAUGAUGAUUAUUAUAAGCACUCUGAUUUUGAUGAUGAUGAAGAUGAAUACAAUAUGGAAGAUGACCGUGACGACGAACCUCUUUUAUAGCGAGAAGGUGUUGCAUACGAUGCGUUCAUCUCAUUUCACUUGGAUCAAAUGAGGGUACGGCUAUGCAAUCAGUUACAAAUUUUUUGGUACCAAGCUCUUCUUCUAGUAUUUACCAGAUUGUUCUAGCAUUGACGCCGUGUAAUGUGGCAGUCGAUUACAGAUGGAACAUAUGAUUUGAUGUUGGAAGUGGGGGUAAAUUAGAUUAGAUAUUACAAAUGACAUUUAGGGGAUGUAUUCAAUUGGGAUUUUGAGGGAUUUUAAUUCUUUUAAUGAAUCCAUUGGUAUUCAAUCUGGAUUUUAAGUGAUUCUUUGAAAUUCAAUGUGUAUUCAAUUA